Messenger RNA from Manacus vitellinus (golden-collared manakin), 1219 nucleotides. Its product is annotated as inducible T-cell costimulator. The coding region runs from base 110 to 733 and encodes 207 amino acids. The record is from RefSeq and is a predicted model, not a curated record. NCBI's taxonomy places the organism in Eukaryota, Metazoa, Chordata, Aves, Passeriformes, Pipridae. The transcript is spliced from 6 exons. Gene Ontology annotation, biological process: T cell tolerance induction; T cell costimulation; cell-cell adhesion.
ACGAUGUCUUUGUGAAGUAGGUGAGUGCUGACAGAGGAGGGAGGCAAAGACAAAAGAACUGAAAGGCGGUGGAGGAGUCUGUUGGUGAGGACUAGAAGCAGACAGAAGGAUGGUGCCUCUGUGUCAGGCAGGCAUGAAGUCAGUUGCUGUAACUUUCUGUGUCCUCUGCUUUCAUUUUGAAGCCCUGUACAAUCAGCUCUACAACCUUGACCCCCAGGCGAUGGUAGAAUUUGAAAAUGGAAACUUCAACUUCACAUUUCCCAACCCCCAAAAUGUGAGUGAGUUCAGCAUGACCCUCUUCAAAGGGAAAGAAAAGAAGGAAAUCUGUACACUCCAUUUGAAUGAAGAGAAUGUUUUCCCCAAGAGUAAUGUCACCUACUGUGAGACGAAGAAUUCAAAUACCAGCACCACCUUCAUUCUUAAAAAUCUGGAAAGAAAGCAUAUGGACAUUUAUAUCUACUGUCUGGAGGUAUUCUUCCCCCCUCCUUAUAUAGAUUGCCGCCUGAAAGAAAUCUGUUUGUACAUCCCAGAUAAGGAAGACUGCUUUUCACUGGGACAGGAGUCAUGGGUAAUUAUUGGCCUGAUCAUGGUUUCCCUGAUUUCCUGUGUCUGCUGUGUUGUAGUCUGUUGCUUAAGGAACAAGAUUCAAAAGUGUGACUCCAACUCCCACGAGUACAACAGUGAAUACAUGCCCAUGGCAGCAGUGAAUGCAGCUAAAAAACCAAGAAUCUGAGGCAUAAGUUGCUUGUGGUGUGGAAAUUUUGGAAGCACAGUUUUCCAGCUACUUGAACCUGGACAAUGGGAAGUCAUCAUUUCCUCACCUUUCCCAGCCUCCCUGAGCUCUCAUGAUGAUCCUGUGCUCAGUCAUGAGACACCCAGCCCCGUACUGUUCUGAGCUGUGUUUUGCUCUAGCUUUGUUUGUUAACUGGCACCCUGCCCAACCCACUGACUUGGACAUGAAGUGCCAACAAUGUGUUAAAGAUGUCAGCUUGUAGUUGAAGAAAAUGUAGAAAAUGAGUUUGCUCUAGAGUAGAUUGCUGUAGUGCUGCCACAGAGAGAACUUUUAUUUUCUAGUCUCCUUUAUGACAAACUUUCCACUGGUGACAAAAAAAAAAAAAAGACUACCUCCAGUGCCAAUCCUUGUGGCACAGCCAUACUGUCAAUGUAUUGCACAUGCCCUUCAUUUUGGGCUACUUUAGCAGGGGAACAAAACCCAAGA